UUCAAACUCAAGUCCAGUCGCGGCGGCCGAGGAAUCUCUUAAUAAAAAAAAAAUCAUGAAAACUGACCAGAUCCAGUACUCGGAGAAGUACAACGAUGAUAAAUAUGAGUACAGACAUGUGAUACUCCCAAGUGACCUGGCAAAACUGGUGCCAAAGACGCACCUCAUGACAGAAACAGAAUGGCGCAACCUUGGGGUUCAGCAGUCACCUGGUUGGAUCCACUAUCUUGUUCACAGCCCAGAACCACACAUCUUGCUGUUCAGGAGACCCAGAACUGACCUGAAGUCAUAGGAUGGAGAAUAUGUGAUCACUCAUUUGCAUAUUACUCUACCUCGAAGAAGUUACUGUGAAGUUAUUUUUUCAUGAAAGAGUAAAGUAAUGGAUAGUCAUAGUCAUCAUAAGCACAGAAAAGAGAGAACUACAUGAAUCUGAUAGCAUUUCUCCAACUUUUAUCUUUAUUUGAAUAUGAAAAUUCUCUGUAGUGAGGGAGAGCGCAUUGUCUCUGUCACACUACAUAUUUAAGAUGUUGUGGUUUCAUCUGUAUAAUAUACCUGAUUGUGAAUAGUCUAGUAUUUUUUAUAUGAAGAUGUGGAGUUUACAAAAAUUGAAAUAAGCUAUUUUCCCAUAUAGUCUGUUAUAUAUCCUUUUUGUAUUUUUGUAUCAGAUUUUCACAUAAAACAACACUAUAUGUCCAGAUUUGCUCAAUUCUUCCUUAAGGGAGGAAAAUACCCAUGCAAACGUCAAAGAAUGUUAUAUAUUUUUGGUAAGAUAUUUCUAAAUAUCUUAUAAAAAUAUUAGUUUGGGAGUUGGUUCCAAAAUUCUGUUUAGGCAAGUAAUAGUAUUGUUUUCUUCUGGCAUGUCUAUAUAAAACUACAGAAAAUACCAAGUGCCUCUUUUUCUAUAUAUAUCUCAAGUCAUUGAUUGUGGGGAGGAAAAAAGUGGAAGAAAAAAAAAGUGAAACAUAUUUGAUUGAUUUCUUUUAGGUUUAUUGGAUGCACAAGACUUGAUCCUCGUAUAAAACCCCUCCCCUGACCCAAAUAAGAAGAAUAAAAUCAUUUGGUAUAAGACAUAACAGAUUAUAAUUAUUUCUUAUCUUUUUAAGAAUUUCCGAAAUAUUUCAAUGUCACAAAAUUGUUGUGAAGAUUUAGAAUAUAUUGCCAUUUUGAGUUUGGAAACUAAAUCACAGAACAAGGUGUUCUUGUGUGUGAUUUUGGUAAUUGUCCACAAAAUUGUAGCUAUUGGAUAACUAUAGAUUUAUUUGGUACAUUUAAUUUUUGUAUUGGAGGAAAUCAUCCAUAUGUGCUACAAUGCUGCUGAAGUACCUGCUUUAUUUUCUUUUGUAUUAUUUUUUCUUCAUGUGUUUCGAGUGACUUUAAAUGUUAUAAUGGAAUAGGUCAGAGUUGCAUGUACUGAUGGUUUACAAAAUGAAAUUGAUGCUUUUGUGAAAAUUUAUACUAGCUGAAAUUGUAAGGUAUUGUAAGUGACUGAAUGCAUGUGUAAAAAGCUCUGUUGAGUAUAGCAUACCUGAAAGGAGAAUGAAAAACACAACAAAUAGGCCUUUGUUACUGGAGCAUUAUAAACAGAGUCUUCAAAAGCUGUCAGUAAAAGUUAUUUGACUUAUUUGAUCAAAAAUGUAUUUACCACACUGUAUAUUUAUCUCAUAAAAACUAGUAUCCCCAUUAGUAUAUAGUAGUUGCUGUCUGUACAUGCUUAACAUUACAGUACAGCCAAGCAGUAUUUUCUUUAACAAUGUAUUAUUACUAGCAGUAUUUGUAUAACAAGCUGUUAGAUUUAGUAUGUGUUAAGAAACUUUUAUAUCUUGAGUAUUUAAGCUUUUUCACUUUUACACCACUGAAAUUUCAUUGCAGAAUUUUUGGCAAUGUCUUAUAUUUUUAAGUUUAUAUAGUACUUUAUAGAAAUUAUUAUAAAGGAAAAA
Molecule: messenger RNA, 1937 nt
Organism: Penaeus indicus
Lineage: Eukaryota; Metazoa; Arthropoda; Malacostraca; Decapoda; Penaeidae
Product: cyclin-dependent kinases regulatory subunit-like
Exons: 3
Coding region: 56-292 (78 amino acids)
Biological process (GO): regulation of mitotic cell cycle
Cellular component (GO): cyclin-dependent protein kinase holoenzyme complex; SCF ubiquitin ligase complex
Molecular function (GO): ubiquitin binding; protein kinase binding; cyclin-dependent protein serine/threonine kinase activator activity
Source: RefSeq, a predicted model, not a curated record